AUGAAUUCAGAGGUAGCUACAUUCGUUGUUCGGAAGACGUGGCAUUUGGUUCCACACCCAACCGAUGCCAACAUUGUGACGUGUAAGUAGACGUUUACCCUCAAGUAUCACCUGGAUGGCUCCAUCGCUCGUCACAAAGCUUGUCUGGUCACUCAAGGCUACACGUAGGCAUAUAGAAUCAACUACAUAGACGUUCUCUCUUAUCGUCCAUCUCAACUCCAUUUGCAUGCUCCUCUCUCUCGUCAUCAAUCACAUACGAUCUCUCCACUAAUUAGAUAUUUCUAACACCUUUUUCUACGAUGAUCUUGUAAAGUAGGUCUUUUAUAGAGCAACCUCUUGGGAUAUGUUUCUUAGAGAAAAUAAUCGAAUGUGUGUCUCUUAUGACGUGUCAAACAAAGUCCAUGUGUUUGGUUUGCCAAGUUUAGUGGUUUACUCACCACUUUCAAUUUUACCUACUACACUGCAAACUCCACCAUGCUCAUAAAAAAGACAAAGAGUAAUCUUAUCAUCCUUGUUGUCUAUGUUGACGACAUUCUUGUGAUUGAAAGUGAUGAGGCAAGCAUAUUUACUAUCAAAGUUUACUAUAGUAAUACCUCAACAUUCAUGACUUGAAGAUUCUGUAAUAUUUUCUUGAGAUUGAGUUUGAGUAUUAGGACAGAAAACUCAUCCUCACUCAGCAGAAGUAUACCUUUGACAUACUUUAAGAGAUAGGUCUCUUUGGGUGUAAGUUAGAGACUUUGCCUAUGAAACCUCGCCCACAACUCUAGAACACUUUAUCUCCCCUACUCGAGGAUGUUAAUUGGUAUCAACAAUUAUUGGGCAAGUUGAUAUAUCUCACCAUCACUCGUCCUAAUAUUGUGUACACGAUUAGUGUCUUGAGUCAGUUUAUGUAGGAGCCUUGACAAGUUCAUUGGGAAGGAGUUCUACAAGUCCUUGCCUACAUCAAGCAAGCCCCAAGGAAAGGCUCAUCUAUCAAUGACACGAUCAUCUCUACAUUGUAGUGUACUCUAACGUCAAGUAUGCAAGUGACAAGAGGGACCGAAAGUAUACUACGAGUUAUUGUACAUAAGUCUACUGGUAACCUAGUCACCUGAUGAUUUCAAAAAUAGAGAGUGAUGUCUUACUCUAGUGCGGAAGCCAAGUAUCGAGCCAUGGUUGAGAUAGUGUGGAAAAUUGUAUGACUUCGAUCACUUCUUGACUAUUGAUAACAUGCUAUUUAUGCAUGUAAUUAUAUAAUUAUUAAUGCAAAUUAAGGCAUUAAUCAUUACAAAUAUAUGCAUGUUAUCAUAUUUUAAGUAUAUUUCUAUCAUUUUGUGUAAAUUCAUGUUAUGAUCUUAAAAUACACCAAAUUAUGAAUUAUUAUAAAUAAUUACACAUUAUAAUCUUUAAUCCUAAUUAUAUUUAUGAUCAUAAUCAUGUUUUAAGAGUGAAAAUAUGAGAGAAAAGAUAUUUAUUAACAUUUAUGUAUUUAUAUAAAUUUAUUUUAUAUAAUACAUAA
Messenger RNA from Spirodela intermedia, 1498 nucleotides. NCBI's taxonomy places the organism in Eukaryota, Viridiplantae, Streptophyta, Magnoliopsida, Alismatales, Araceae. The record is from the annotation of a GenBank genome assembly.